UUUGGAAGCUGCGUCCGAGCAGACUGGAUUCCCGGAGGCUAACUAGCUAAUGAUUAGCCACCUCCUCCGGUGAUUCUCGGAAUCCCGUUGCCGUCCUUCCUUUAUAUGCCGACAUGGUUGACAUUUUAGUCAAUUGGAUGCUAGGCGAGGGUAGUGUGUUAGCAUUAGCGCAAUGUGUUAGCUUUAGGACGACGGCUGGGAAUAUAUUUGAAGCCGGGGACCAAUUUGUUGCUGGCGCUGCAUCUCAUUUGGCGGUUAAAGGAGCGGUCGUCACCAUGACAACGUCCAUGGCCGGCCUCCUCCUGCUGAGGCUCCUCCUUCUCCUCCUCAUCGCCCCGCUGACGUUGAGGGCGGCGAUGGCUCAUCCCAACGCUUCGUCCGCCUUCCCGACCGCGUCGCUUUUCCAACCGCUCACUCAGCCCGAGUGCUCCAAGAAAGAACAUCCUAAAGUAUCCACGCAAGCGCUUGGUCCAUGGAUGUCCGCGUUCUCCUGGGCUGGCGUGCGGGAUUUCUCUCAGCUGACGCUCGACCUCGCCAGGAAUGAACUCAUUGUGGGCGCCAGGAACUUCCUGUUCAGACUUGACCUCAGCAACAUGUCUUUGAUCCAGGCGACGGAAUGGGCGCCCGACGACGAGACCAGGAGGUCCUGUCAGAGCAAAGGCAAGACGGAGGUCGAGUGUCAGAACUACAUCCGAGUGCUGCUGGUGAACAAGACCCAAGUCAUGACCUGCGGGACCAAUGCCUUCCAGCCCCUCUGCACCACCAGAGAGGUGGGCAACAUGAGCAAGGUGUUGGAGCGCGUCAACGGCGUGGCCCGCUGCCCGUACGACCCUCGCCACAACUCCACGGCCGUGUUGACCGAGCGCGGAGAACUCUACGCCGCCACCGUCAUCGACUUCUCCGGACGCGACCCCGUCAUCUACCGCAGCCUCGGGGGGAUGCCGCCGCUUCGCACCGCCCAGUACAACUCCAAGUGGCUCAACGAGCCGCACUUCAUCGCCGCGUACGACAUGGGCCUGUUCACCUUGUUCUUCCUGCGGGAGAACGCGGUGGAGCACGACUGCGGCAAGACGGUGUACUCGCGGGUGGCGCGCGUGUGCAAGAACGACAUCGGCGGCCGCUUCCUGCUGGAGGACACGUGGACCACCUUCAUGAAGGCCCGACUCAACUGCUCGCGCUCGGGCGAGAUCCCCUUCUACUACAACCAGCUGCAGAGCACCUUCCACCUGCCUGAGCAGGACCUCAUCUAUGCCAUCUUCACCACCAACGUCAACAGCAUCGCAGCAUCAGCCGUUUGCGCCUUCAACCUUAGCGCGAUCACGCGCGCCUUCAACGGUCCGUUCCGCUCCCAGGAGAACCCUCGUUCCACCUGGAUGCCCACCCCCAAUCCCAUCAGCAACUUCCAGUGCGGUACCAUUGAGGACGAGGGUCCGAACGAGGGUCUGACGGAGCGCAGCCUGCAAGACGCCCAACGCCUCUUCCUGAUGAACGAAGUGGUGCAGCCAGAGUCGGUGGAUCCGCUGGUCAUGCAGGACGACGUGCGCUUCUCCCACCUGGCCGUGGACAUCGUGCAGGGCAUGGACACGCUCUACCACGUCAUGUACAUCGGCACCGAGUACGGCAGCAUUCUGAAGGCGCUGGCCACGUCCAACAAGCACCUGCAAGGCUGCUACCUGGAGGAGAUGGAGCUCCUCCCACCUGGGAAGCGCCAGCCAAUCCUGAGCCUGCAGAUCCUGCACAGCGACCGCUCGCUCUUUGUGGGCCUCAGCGACAGAGUGCUGAAGAUCCCCCUGGAAAGAUGCUCCACAUACCACACUGAGAUGCUGUGUUUAGAGUCCCGGGAUCCUUACUGCGGUUGGGAUAUGCGCCAGCGGCGCUGCACAACGCUGGAGGACAGCACCAACAUGAGCCAGUGGAAGCAGAACAUCACGGCGUGUCCGAUGCAGAACCAGACCACGCACGGCGCCUUUGGAGAGUGGACGGCGUGGCAGGCGUGCAACAACGACGACGGCGUGGACGGCGUCAGCUCGUGUUUGUGCCGGUCCAGGUCGUGCGAUAGCCCCGCCCCUCGCUGCGGAGGCAGGAAGUGCGAGGGCCCCACCAUUGAGGUGGCCAACUGCUCCAGAAACGGAGGCUGGACGCCCUGGUCGUCAUGGGGACAGUGCAGCACCAGCUGCGGCACGGGAUUCGAGCUGCGCCAGCGCUCCUGCAACAACCCGGCGCCGCGGCACGGAGGUCGCGUCUGCGUGGGGGCGAGCCGCGAUGAGAGGUUCUGCAACGAGGGCGUCUCGUGUCCCCAGCCGGUCCUCUGGUCCCCAUGGGCCUCAUGGACCAAGUGCAGCAGCGAGUGCAGCGGAGGGGUGCACUCGCGGGUACGCACCUGCGAGAAUGGCAACAGCUGCCCGGGAUGCGCCCUGGAGUACAAGGCGUGCAACCUGGAAGCAUGUCCGGAGGUGAAGCGCAACACGCCGUGGACGCCGUGGAUGCCGGUCAACGUGACGCAGGGCGGCGCGCGUCAGGAGCAGCGCACCCGCUACAUGUGCCGCGCUCGCCUGGCCGACCCGCAUCAGCUGCAGAUGGGCCGGCGCAAGCUGGAGACCCGAUACUGCCCCAACGACGGCACCGCCGCCUGUGACACUGACGACCUAGUGGAGGAGCUGCUUCGGACCCCGCUGGUCCGAGGGGCGGGCGGCCCCGGCUGGUCUUCGUGGGACUCCUGGUCCGGGUGUUCGCAAAGCUGCUCCAAAGGAUACCGCACCAGACGAAGAUCCUGCGCCGGACCGGAGGGCAAGAGCACCCCCGUGGCCUGCAGAGGUUCCCCUGUGGAGUACCAGGACUGCAACGUCCAGGCCUGUCCCGUGAAGGGGGCGUGGUCGUGUUGGUCGUCGUGGUCGCAGUGUUCGGCGGCGUGCGGCGGCGGCCACUACCAGCGCACCCGAGCGUGCGGCAGCCCGCCGCCGGCCGGCGGGGGCGACAUCUGCCUGGGGCUGCACACCGAGGAGGCGCUCUGCAACACGCACACGUGUGACGGUGGCUGGAUGGCCUGGUCGCUGUGGUCGGCCUGCGACGACUCGGGGGUACAGAUGAGGACCCGAACGUGCGGUGCCGCCGGCGGCGCCCCCUGCAUCGGCAACGCCACCCAGCGGAGGGACUGCAACGAAAUACCCGUCAUCCUCCCCGCGCCGGCCUUUGACAAGGACCAACUCUGCGGGGCGUUCACGUCCAUCCACCUGAUCGCCACCGGGGUGUCCUGCUUCAUGGGCGCCGGUCUUUUGUCCUUCCUGGUCUACGUGUACUGCCAACGCUUCCACAAGCCGUCGCAAGAGUCGGCCGUCAUCCAUCCGACCACGCCCAACCACCUCAACUACAAGGGCAACGCCACGCCAAAGAACGAGAAGUACACACCGAUGGAGUUCAAGACGCUGAACAAGAACAAUCUCCUACCGGACGAGCGCUCCAACUUGUUCCCGCCGUCGCUGCAGCAGCCCAACGUGUACACCACCACGUACUACCCGCCCGCCCUGGGCAAGUUCGAUUACCAGCCCAACGCCUCGCCGUCGCCCUGCCGGACCUACAACCACACCAACAACAGCUGAGGCCCGCCGACUCCUCCCCAUGACCCCCCCUCCCCCCGCUUUACCACCACUCCAAAACCGACCCAGCCCCGCCUCCCUGCCGUGACGUAACAAGCCGGAACUUUCCGCAAGGAGAAUGCGGCUUCGCUUGACGAAAGGAGCGGGAACUUGGACUAAGUGGGUGACGGCGAACUUCUGAAAGUCCUGCUGAUGACCACCGGAAAGAUGUGCAGGGGGGUGGGCGCAGUUGUAAAUAAUCCCACCCCCCACCCUGGCAGAAAGACUUUAAUGGAUCGUCCAGUCAAAUCGCUCCGGAGCAAAAUAGCGCGGCGGUCAUAUCAAAUAUGGCCGACGCGCUGCAUUAAAGUGAGGGUUCGGAAUAAGCUAGUAGAUGACACUUCCUUUUCAAGAUGGACCAUAAAAAAUGGUUGAAAGUAGGGCUUUCAAGCCUGGGUUAGGGCGUCAAAAGGAAGGCGUUAACUUUGGGCUACAGUUUUAAAUAAAGGGGAGGGUUUUAAGUUAACGUUUCAGGUUAAGGGUUGAAAAAUUUACGGUGUCCAAUCGGGAUUGGGGUUUUAAAUUAAAAGUUAGGGUUCAAAUUAGGGCAUAAACCCCGGUGACAGUUUCAGACGAUGGUUAGCAUUUCAAAUUAGCGAAACAGGUGUGUUACAUGUAAAGGUUAGGUUUUCACAUUAGGGAGUGACAAUGCCUGAGAUUUCAAAAGAGGGGGUCAAGCCAGGGUUCAGGUUUCAAACUUCAGUCCCGAUUUCAAACCCAAGCUUGAAACCUCAACUGAGGCUCCAAAUUGUAACUCGCAACUCUAAUUUGAAGCCCUAACACUAUGCUGAACCCAGGCGUAAUUUGUAACCCUCAUCUUGAUUUGACCCCUGAAUGUUGAACCUGGCCCUUGAAACUCCGCCUCCUGACUGGCAACCCUCGUUCAGAGCCCGAACUCAGCUUUGACACCCUAACCCUUUUUGCAGCCCUACCCUGUCUUUGUUUCAAGCCCUUUGGAAGCCAGUAGCAUAGCACCACUAACUCUUCUUCUUCUUCUUUGUUGGUAAACUCACUUCAUUUCAGUUGUUUCUUUUCUGUGUGUAUGUGUACUUGUGAAUAGAGGCAACCGGGGACUUUGGUGUCAUGACACACUCACGCCCGGGAGACUCCGCGCACGCUGGAUUUGAUUCCAAUGCCACUACUGUACUUGUGUGUGUGUGUGUGUGUGUGUGUGUGUACAUUCGGCAGAAAACCCGAUCAUAUGACAACCUCUAAAAGGACAUGUAGACAUAUAUCAUGGAUGUGUAUAUCGACACGUGUGUCUGUUCUGUGUGGUUUUUAGGGAAGCCUUAUAGUCCGCGCACGCACGCACAUAAUGAAAUGUGUGGGGACUGGCGUGUGUGUGUGUGUGUGUACGUGCGUGUGUGUGUGUGUGUUUUCUAUGCAAGUCGUGUGGAGGGGCGUGUUGUCGUCCGCACUGUGAAUCUUUUUGCUACUUUCUAUUUUUCUACCAGCAGCGCCGCAAAACUCAAUAAAACUUCAAAAGGAC
Molecule: messenger RNA, 5121 nt
Organism: Hippocampus zosterae (dwarf seahorse)
Lineage: Eukaryota; Metazoa; Chordata; Actinopteri; Syngnathiformes; Syngnathidae
Gene: sema5ba
Product: sema domain, seven thrombospondin repeats (type 1 and type 1-like), transmembrane domain (TM) and short cytoplasmic domain, (semaphorin) 5Ba
Exons: 22
Coding region: 114-3596 (1160 amino acids)
Biological process (GO): positive regulation of cell migration; neural crest cell migration; semaphorin-plexin signaling pathway
Molecular function (GO): semaphorin receptor binding; chemorepellent activity
Source: RefSeq, a predicted model, not a curated record